Messenger RNA from Epinephelus moara (kelp grouper), 1688 nucleotides. RefSeq lists its product as uncharacterized. Lineage: Eukaryota; Metazoa; Chordata; Actinopteri; Perciformes; Serranidae. The record is from RefSeq and is a predicted model, not a curated record. Gene Ontology annotation, molecular function: zinc ion binding. The transcript is spliced from 4 exons. Bases 208 to 1002 code for a protein of 264 amino acids.
GUCACUAGUAAACAAAGAUGAAUACCGGCAGAGUCUACUUGACAAACUUAGAAGUUCUACCUAAGUUUUCUUUUUCAGAUGUCAUAAAAAGUGUGGAGGCACAUUCAAGCACAAAAGGCAACAAGUUGAACAAGGGUUACAAAUUUUUCCACGAGGAAUUUGUCCACAGUUAUCAAGAUAUCACUGGCCACUGACAGUGGAAGUUUGAUGGCUUAUUCCUGCAGCUGCGUAGCUGGUAAAGGCUUCUGCAACCACGUAGUAGCCCUCCUUUACCAGACUGCACACUAUUCGCAGCUCAGUUUGCCGACUGUUCCACCACCCCUGGCCUGCACAAGUGAUUUACAACGCUGGCAUAGACCGAGAACACAGGGAAUCCAUCCUGAACCUGUGAAUGACGUGGUGGUGCAAAAGCCAACGACGGUGGGCAAGAGUGGUCUUAGCUCCACAUUGUACCAGGCAUAUUUAGGACCAUUUCCUGACCCUGACAUGAUGGCAUCUGGAGCCAAGCUACGCCAGGAGCAACCCCAGCCUCUCAUUGCUCUCGUAUUAGAUGGCAUGUCUGAGAUAGAGCUCACUCCAUCUAAAUUUGGGCCUGUCCCACAAGGAUCCCCGCUGUCAUAUCAUUGCCCACCUGAAAAGUCCAGUGACCUUAUCCUGCACCACUUGGCUCCUGAAUUCCCGGGUCUUCCUUUUAUGCAGCAUACUUUUUCCAAGUUGCACUUUGUUCCAACGUUGCAUCAGCUCAUGCACCUCCAGUCACUCCAAGUGUCACCACAAAUGACCAGUGAAAUUGAGAAGGAAACCAGGCAGCAGUCAACAUGUCCUGCAUGGGCACAGUUACGUCAACCACGGUUAACUGCCAGUCGCUUUCGAGAAGCCUGCUCUUCCUGGGAGGGAAGUGUGGACCCAGAGUCUGCAGCAAAGACCCUCGCUGUCCAAAUGAUAAGAGGCUCCAAAAAGCAAACUGCUGCAAUGAAGCGGGGUCUCCUAAUGGAGUCAUAGGUCCUGGCAAGUUAUGCUGAAGUAAUGCGAGUUAAUGUGCUCCCUGCUGGAUUUGUCAUUCACCCAGAAGCACCACAUCUCAGGGCAAGUCCAGAUGGCAGGGUGUAUGAUCCUUCAGAGUCACCACCAUUUGGACUUGUUGAAGUGAAGAGCACCACUAAACACGAUGCUUCGCAGGUUGCUCACCUUAAGAGGGAAAAUGGCUCUGUCAGCCUGAGGCGUUCACACCGUUACUACUGGCAGGUUCAGGGACAGUUAGCAGUAACCGGCCUAGCCCUUUCAUGCAUGGAGGUCACUACAGUGUACGGCUGUUUAAAAGUGUUUUUUCUCUAUAUAUACCAGCAAUUUUGGGCACUGCUGCAUAUAGUCCACUCUAGUGGAAACUAUUGCAUCAUCCCAUACAAAACAUCCCAUUGGCAGGUCAUUGCAAUGGGAAAAAGUAGUCAGUGAAACCAAGAUGGCUGACAGACAGGGAGAAAGACCAGCCACCUCAGCUAUUUCGGUUUCUACCUUCUAUAAAAAGAUGUCAUUGCAGGUAAAAAAAAUAUAAUUACAUCAAGUAACAUCUAAGGUGACAUAUUAUGUAAAGAUUUUCCAAGUUUUGAUUUUAUAUUUGGAGGAAAUACCGAUUAAUCAUCUGUCCACUCAAUUGUACAUCAUGCAUCACAAGCUAUGUUUCAACUUCA